Messenger RNA from Oncorhynchus mykiss (rainbow trout), 6195 nucleotides. Lineage: Eukaryota; Metazoa; Chordata; Actinopteri; Salmoniformes; Salmonidae. The record is from RefSeq and is a predicted model, not a curated record.
AAUUGUUGCUAGGGCGAAAGUGCAUCAUUCAACGCCUCCAGCCUAAACGAGGAGUGCAAUCCGCCCAUCCUAUAACCACCCAAUGAAAUAAUUACAGUGGCCCGUCACUAGGCAGUAUAACGUGUGGCUGGCCAAUUAUCUUUUUCUUGGCCUAGAAGGGUGCAGGGAGCUGAAGCUAACCGAGUGGCAGCGAUCGAGUCCCGGGGAAAUCUGUCACGGAGUCACCGUGAAAAAGAUCAACAGCCACAACAUGCCGAAUAAAACUAAAAAGGAAAAGGAACCAACCAAAUCUGCCAAAAGCAGCACUAAAAACAGUAAUGCCACCAGUGGGAAAGACACAGGAACUGAAAAUGCAGAUGAGAUGACAUCUUACGACUAGUGAGGUUCGGCCGCCCGAAAAGCUGCCCACUUGAACCCAUCCCCUCCUCCCUUCUCCGGACCAUCUCGGGAGACCUUCUCCCAUUCCUCACUUCCCUCAUCAACUCCUCCCUGGCCACUGCCUGCUUCCCCUCUGACUUCAAGAUGGCCUGAGUUGCUUCCCUCUUCAAGAAACCAACACUCGACUCAUCUGACAUCAAAAACGAUAGACCUGUAUCCCUUCUUUCUUUUCUUUCCAAAACACUUGAGCGUGCUGUCUCUUAACUUUAUUAUUGUCUCCCUCAAAACAAACUUCAUGACCCUAACCCAAGACGGGUCACUCAACCGAGACUGCUCUUCUCUGUGUCACGGUGGCUCUCAGCGCUGCCAAAGCUGACUGUCUCUCUUCUGUUCUCAUCCUCCUAGAUCUAUCUGCUGCCUUCAACACCGUGACCCGUCAGAUCUUCCUCUCCACCCUCUCAGGGCUGGGCGUCUCAGGCUCUGCACACUCUUGGAUUGCAUCCUACCUGGCAGGCCGCUCCUACCAGGUGACGUGGAGAGGAUCUGUGUCUGCACCACAUACUCACUACAGGUGAAAAUACCCAUCUCUGCGCGCCUGGCAGAUAUCGCAUCGUGGAUGUCGGCUCACCACCUCAAGCUCAACCUCGACAAGACUGAACUGCUCUUCCUCCUGGGGAAGGCCUGCCCGCUCAAAGGCCUCUCCAGCACGGUUGACUCCACAGUGUCUCCCUCCCCAGAGCGCAAAGAACCUUUGCGUGACCUUGGACAACACCCUGACAUUCUCUGCAAACGUCAAAGCAGUGACCCGCUCCUGCAGGCGGCGCAGCAGCAGACUGCCAGCAAGCGUCCCAGCAAUAGCACCCCUCCACCCACUCAGCUCAACAAGAUCAAGUACUCUAGCGGUCCCCAGAUCGUCAAGAAGGAGCGUCGCCAGAGUUCAUCACGAUUCAACCUCGCCAAGAACCGUGAGCUGCAGAAACUUCCUGCCCUCAAAGAUGCACCUCUUAUCGACCGGGAAGAGCUGUUUGUGCAGAAGCUGCGCCAGUGCUGCGUACUCUUUGACUUUGUCACGGACCCCCUAAGCGACCUGAAGUACAAGGAGGUGAAGCGUGCCGGUCUGAAUGAGAUGGUGGAGUACAUCACGCACAACCGCGAAGUGGUCACCGAGUCCAUCUAUCCUGAGGGUGUCAUCAUGUUUUCAAUCAACCUGUUCAGGACCCUGCCACCAUCCUCCAACCCCACGGGGGCUGAGUUUGACCCAGAAGAGGACGAGCCCACACUGGAGGCUGCUUGGCCACACCUACAGCUGGUGUAUGAAUUCUUCUUACGAUUCCUGGAGUCCCCCGAUUUCCAGCCUAAUGUCGCCAAAAAAUACAUUGACCAAAAGUUUGUACUGUCUCUACUGGAGCUGUUUGACAGUGAAGACCCCAGGGAGCGGGACUUCCUGAAGACCAUCCUCCACAGGAUCUACGGCAAGUUCCUGGGUCUUCGGGCCUACAUCCGCAGACAGAUCAACAACAUAUUCUACAGGUUUAUAUAUGAAACCGAGCAUCACAAUGGAAUCGCCGAGCUCUUAGAAAUCUUAGGAAGCAUAAUCAACGGCUUUGCCCUGCCAUUGAAAGAGGAGCACAAGAUGUUCUUGAUUCGAGUGCUGCUGCCGCUUCACAAAGUGAAGUCACUCAGCGUCUACCACCCACAGCUGGCGUAUUGCGUCGUGCAGUUCUUGGAAAAGGACAGUAGUCUAACCGAACCAGUGAUCAUGGGCUUGCUGAAGUUCUGGCCUAAGACCCACAGCCCCAAAGAGGUGAUGUUCCUCAACGAGCUGGAGGAGAUCCUGGACGUCAUCGAGCCGUCUGAGUUCGUCAAGGUCAUGGAGCCGCUGUUCAGACAGCUGGCCAAGUGUGUUUCCAGUCCACACUUCCAGGUGGCAGAGAGGGCGCUGUACUACUGGAACAACGAGUACAUCAUGAGUCUGAUCAGUGACAACGCCGCCAAGAUCCUCCCCAUCAUGUUCCCUGCUCUCUACAAGAACUCCAAGAGCCACUGGAACAAGACAAUCCAUGGGCUGAUCUACAACGCCCUGAAGCUCUUCAUGGAGAUGAACCAGAAGCUGUUUGAUGACUGCACCCAGCAGUACAAGGCUGAGAAACAGAAAGAGAAGUACAAGCUGAAGGAGCGUGAGGAGGUCUGGCACAAGAUCGAGGAGCUGGCCAAGCAUAACCCUCAGGUUACCAAACUCCGACCUGGUCUCCACCCACAAGAAGAGUACAUGAUGUACAAUGAGAGUCCGGGAGGGGUGCCCUUGUACUCCAUGGAGACGGAGACGCCCACUGCUGAGGACAUUCAGCUGCUGAAGAAGACUGUCGAGACAGAGGCCACACAGGGGAUGAAGGACAUCAAGAAAGACAAGGUGUUGAUGCGGCGGAAGUCGGAGCUGCCGCAGGACGUGUACACUAUAAAAGCCCUGGAGCAACACAAGCGAGCAGAGGAGUACCUGACGGCCAACGAGGAGGCCCUCUGACCAGGGAGCAGUGGCACCCUCCAUGCCUAACUCCCCUCCUGUCCGUCUCUCAUCCAAACAGUCGCCUACUGUACACCUGAUAGCCCCCUCUUCGCCUCUGCUUCUCCUCCCCCUCCAUCUCUGCCGGAGAUCCCCAUCUGCAGAAAACCAGGGCCAUCAGAGUUAGACAAGAACACACACUCCUAUACGCACACAUAGGAACAUACACACAGACGUACAAAUUGUUCCAACUUCCAAAUACUCACAUAUACUUGACUACAGUGGGCUGAUUGUUAGGUUGCACGAGGACAACCAUUAUACAACAGUAGUAUUAAGUGUAAGCAUCCGUGAAGCAUGUUUCUUUGUUUUGUUUCCGUUUCCUUUUGGAUUGGUUUUGGUUGUCCUCAUGUUCCUCCCUCCUACUGUGAUCUUCUGUGCUGAAAGGGAACGACCAAAGCAUUACCUAUAGAGGGCAGUCGAGUGAGUGGCGGUCCCGCUAGCUUGUCUGGAGUGAGGGGGUGUGGGUUAUCUGAUUGGUUUGGUGGAGAAUAGGGCCAUGCUCUAGUCUAGCUGGAUGUCCGGUGGAAGUAGUGAUUCUGCUCUGUUAAAAAAAAAACUUGCUGUAAGUUCAUGUCCAGGCAGCAUAGUACAUUUUGGGGAAGCCAAGUCUGGGACACAAAGCUUACAAGGCUGACAUGACACAAUGACAUGAGAGGACUAGGAAUCAAGAUGGCUGCCUUUAUCUUAAUUUAAUUCAUGUAUGUCAGUCUCUUCCAUGAAAUCAGUUUUUCUGACUCUUUAGUUGUAGCUUCAUGAAGUCACCUCUUUGCAUCCUUAAAUCAUGGCCUUACAGCAUCUGUUGAAUUACAUUCUCCCUGUUUAUUAGUCGUAAGCUAAUAGCAUGAUUGUAAGCCUAGAUAAUUGGUGUAUGCAGGGCAGUCAGUCCGUGUCUCAAUUUACUGUUGAGUGUUAGAAUAGUAGAAUACAAAAGGUGGAAUUGAGAUAUUUGGUUGUGCGUCAGCAGUUUCCCGCUUGUCAGUCACUGACAGUCACUCAAUUAGCCCGUGUCCGCUAACAUUUUUUAAAUGGGUAAGUUAGUCUAGCCAGCUAUCUAAACUUGUAGUUAUCAUGGCCAAAUUACGGACCAGGCAUGAAGGGCACUUGCCCAGGGGCCUUGAUCUCCAGGGGGCCCCCCAUUGAUUUAGGUAGUCACUUAACUCAGAUAUUUAUUUAACUAUCGAUAUCAUAUUAACAUGGAAUAAGUCAUGGCAACGUGUAGAAUUGCAGGAAAUUAGCUGUAAAACUGCACUUAUAAAAUAGUUUUGCCCGCGAGGUGCCCCCCCCCCCCCCCCCCUACCAAUAUCUCGCCUAGUUCCCCCAAAAGGCGUGAGAAAGCAAUCACAAUCAUCUGCUUGCUCUAAGAAGUGGUUUUUGUUUUGGUCGGUUUUUGAGACUUGUUCACAGAACUGAUAAGGCUUUUCAUAUGUUAAUUCCUAGCCGGCCGGUCCACUAUAAAGCACUUGAAGAUACAGAAUAAGUUUUGAACAAAUGUCUAAACUUGUAAUAGAGCUCCUGUUGAAAAAUGUUUAUUGUAUUUUUAUAACUAGAGGUGUAGCUCAAAAACAAAAUCAUGUCGCUGUAUCAAAAAAAAAACUCAGAAACCAAUUCAGUUAAAUCAAAUUAAACUGUAUUUGCCACAUGCGUCGAAUACAACAAGUGUAAACUUUACCGUGAAAUGCUGAAUACAACAAGUGUAAACUUUACCGUGAAAUGCUGAAUACAACAAGUGUAAACUUUACCGUGAAAUGCUGAAUACAACAAGUGUAAACUUUACCGUGAAAUGUUACUUACAAGCUUUUAACAAACAGUGCAGUUCAAGAAGAAGACCAUAUUUACCAAGUAGGCUCAAAUCUAAAUUAACACAAUAAGAAUAAGAUAGGAUGUCAGGGUAAUAUUGUCUCAAGUUGUUGGUCUUUAGGAAAGGCAACCAUAAGCUGCUGCAGUGUCCGUCCAUCCUUUUCUCCGUUUUCUUAAAGAUAACCUUCUCACUCUGCUCUGUCCAGACUCUGACUGUCAUGAUUGUUAUACAUCCAUUCCUUCCUUCAUAAUUAUAUUUGUGUUUAUUAAUGUUUCUGGCCCAAUGGGUAACAUCUCCUCUGCCUCUUUAGUUAUUCCUCUGUAGCCAUCUUCUGGCCUUUCUAUCUUAUGUGUUUGUGGAUUUAUGUUUCUUAAAGAUGAAAAUGCACCUCUGUUGAGGUAGCCUCAUUGCGGAAAGGAAAACGGUUAUUUCGGUUCAAGUGUAGGGAAUCUCUACAAAAUAUCAUAUUCCCCUUUCUCCUCUAAACCGGCUUGAUUCAAUAGGUCUCUUUCCUAACCUAAGCAAUAUUUUUAGUUGAAACAAACUCAUGCACUUGGUGUAUGGAAGUGCGCAAAACAAUCCUCCUCAUAGGACUAUCUACAGAUUAAAAAAUACAGAAUUGCUUUACUAGCACAUAUGGGAAAAAGGAAAGGCUGUGGUUACUGUUGCAAAUGUGUACUGUAUAUUGUAAUGUAUAUUGCUUAGGGGUGCACCCCUACCACCCCUUUGUCCUGUAGGUUAAUCCCACUCACCCCCCUUACUCCUCCUCCCCCCUCCUUUUGUUUCUGCUUUGUUUUCUUCCACUUGCUGCGUGAGGUCAUUUCUUUGUCGUAUGGUCUCGUCUAUUGAGUUGUCUGCCAAUCACACCAAACAGUGGAGAAUUACUCACUCCUAAGGCUGCUGGGCAAAGUGAGUCGUCAUCGCACACAUACUUAGAGGCUGGCUGCCAAAGAGUUCCCUCCCUCAACAUGAUCUUACAGUCAUAACGUUAGAGCAGUCUAAAUCCGAGCUGCUUUUUAUAUCAUCUGAGUUGGAUUCCUAACAUGUUUAUCCUUACACAUAAAAAUACACUUUUUUUGUAAUCACAGUAGCGAUAACCUCUACAUUCUCCCUCGGUGGAACAAAAAUCUCAUCAGCUCAGAUUGGAUUUGCCAAGUCUUGUCUGCACCGAAGACCUAUGCUCUAAAUUGUCUUCUGGUGAGGUUUGAAAAUGUUACCUGUGCAUGAGACAUUUGUAUUUAUAAACAGUGUAUCAAUAAGUCGCAAUAUAGUUUUAAAUAUUCUUAAUAGAAAGUAUGUAUUACUGUUCUCUCACCUGACUGAGCAAGGCACAUGCAUUCCUAUUGGCCAUGCUUCCAGAAAGUAGCUGUUGAGACAUUCCAGACUACAAGAGAUAGGUAGCAUUGUACCAGGGCACUACAAUGCCAUGGCUGGGUGGUGACUGAUGACAUGAAAUGGC